CCUCCGGCAUAAGCCGUGAUAUGUGCAAACACACCAUUUUUUUAUUUUUCAUCUGCGACAGUUCUGGAGUCCGACCUUAAGUCCGACAUUACCCCGCAGCGGGAAAUACGAAAAACUCAGAGACACCGAGAAAGAAAAAGGACCAGAAGAUGAGUGACCCAGAGGAGUUUGGUAUUGAUGAGUGCUCAGCAUCCAGUAGCGCGUGUGAGAAGUCCAUAGACCAGCCUCCAGGCUUUGGUCAGGAACCUGUCCGCUCGGGCUUCACAGAGAAGAGGAGUCAUGUUUCCGCGGAGACGCCUCUGCCGGGCUGUACUUUGUGUCAGGGCGUCCUGAGGAACCCGGUCUCUGCUGGCUGUGGACACUGGUUCUGCAGAGAGUGCAUCACCUCACAUCGACAUGAGGCUGAUUCAGCAGGACACCUCUCCUGUCCUGCGUGUGGAAAGAAACCCCGAACAGAAUCUGGUGAUCGUGGCCAGCUGAGUGUCUUAGAUGAACACAAGAACAGUCUGAAGCAAAAAUAUAGCUGUGUAACUGAAGGAACAGACGAAAGGAGUAGAACCCUCUUUGACAGGAUCUACACCGAACUCUAUAUCAUCGAUGGACCAAGAGAAGAUGUUCAUACCCACCAUGAAGUCAGGCAGCUUCAAACAGCUUCUAUGAUGAGGAAAUUCAAUGAGGCUCCACUGAAGCACUCUGACAUCUUUAAAGCCUCACACAACCAACCCAUCGAGUUGGUUCUCACGACUGGCAUUGCCGGCAUCGGAAAGACGUUCUUGGUGCAGAAGUUCAUCUCUGACUGGGCAAAAGGUUUGACGAACCAAGAUAUCGACUUGGUGAUUCUGUUUCCAUUUCGGGAGCUCAACCUGAUCCAACAUGAGCAGUACAGUCUUCUCACACUGCUUGGUGCUUUCCAUCCCGCACUGCAGAAGAUCACAGCAGCCAGUCUGUCUCACUGUAAGCUUUUGUUCAUCUUUGACGGCCUGGAUGAAAGCAGACUUUCACUGGACUUUGACAGUUUUGAGGUAGUGACUGAUAUCACACAGAAGCUGUCAAUCAGCGUGCUGCUGACAAACCUCAUCAGGGGGAAUCUGCUCCCAUCAGCUCUGGUAUGGAUCACUUCCCGACCAAUGGGAGCAACUCUGAUUCCUCCCUCAUAUGUUGACAGAGUCACAGAGCUGCGAGGCUUCACUGAUGCACAGAUAGACGAUUAUUUCAGGAGGAGAUUCCCUGAAGAGGUCUCAGCCAGCAUAAUUCAUCACAUUAAGAAAUUCAGCAGCCUCCACAUGAUGUGUAGAAUCCCACUCUUCUGCUGGAUCACUGCUACAGUUCUGGAGGACAUGUCGAGUACGGAUCAGAGAGAACAGCUGCUGCCCAAAACCGUGACUGACCUGUAUUCCGGUUUUUUGCUUGUUCAGACAAACAAGAAGAGACUCAAGUAUGUUCAGGGACCCGAGGUUGGUCCACAGGAGCUGUUGAGGGCUGACAAAGAUGUUCUUCUGAAGCUUGGGCAGCUGGCAUAUGAACAUCUGGAAAAAAGAAACAUCGUGUUCUAUCAAGAAGACUUGGAGCAGGUUGGACUUGAUGUGAAAGAAGCUUUUUUGUCCUCUGGACUUUGUGCUCAGAUCUUCAAGAGAGAGUCCGUGUUAUUCCAGAAAUCCAUUUAUUCCUUUGCUCAUCUGAGCAUUCAAGAGUUUCUGGCUGCAGUCUACAUGUUCCACUGUUACACCACCAGGAACACCAAAGUCCUGAAAGACUUCAUUGAAACCAGAUUCCACCAUAUGUCUCUGGACGUCUUUCUGAAGAAAGCCUUAAAGAAAUCUCUUCAAUCUGAAAAUGGCCACCUGGAUCUUUUCGUCCGCUUCCUCCAUGGCCUCUCUCUGGAGUCCAACCAGAGACUCUUGGGCGGUCUGCUGGAUCGGGCAGAUAACAGCCCAGAGACCAUUCAGAGAGUCCUCAAGAACUUGAGGAAAAUGAACACCAGUGAUGACAAUCCUGACAGAAGCAUCAACAUCUUCCACUGCAUGCUGGAGAUGAACGACUUCUCAAUACACAAGGAGAUCGAACAGUUCCUGAAGUCGGAGAACAGCCUGGGGAAGAAACUCAGUGCGAUCCACUGCUCAGCUCUGGCCUACAUGCUGCAGAUGUCAGAGGAGGUUCUGGAUGAGUUAAACCUCAGGAAGUACAGAACAUCUCCAGAAGGAAAACAAAGGCUGAUUCCUGCUGUGAGGAACUGCAGGACGGCUCGACUUUCAGGCUGUGAGCUGUCAGACGUACACUGCCGUGUCGUGGCUGACGCUUUGAGCUCAGAACCCUCUCACCUCCGAAAGCUCGACCUCAGCGGAAAUUAUCUGGAGACUUCAGGAGCGUUGCUGCUGUCUAAUGGCCUGGAGAACUUCAACUGCGAACUGGAGGCUCUGUGGCUUGCCGAGUGUGAAAUCACACCAGCUGGUUGUGGCUUUCUGGGUUCAGCUCUGCGGACCAACCCCUCCCACCUGAAAACUCUUGACCUGAGUGGAAACACGUUGGGAGAUACAGGAGUGGAACAGCUCCGUGGUUUCCUGGAGAGUUCAGACUGCAUACUGGAGAGUUUGAGUCUGAAGGGCUGCCAUCUGUCGGAGCACAGCUGUGACAUUCUGGUCUCGGCUCUGCGGUCGAAUCCCUCCCGUCUGAAAUACUUGGACCUGAGUAACAACGAGCUGCUCGACGUGGGAGUGAGGAAGCUGUUUGUUUUCCUUUUGGAUCCAGGCUUUGGACUGGAGACUCUAAAGUUGGCAAAGUGUCGUGCCACACAUGAAAGCUGUUUUUCUGUAGCCGAAGUUCUGAAAUCCAGCUCUUCCCACCUGAGAGACCUGGACCUGAGCAACAACAAGCUGACGGAUCUCGGCUUAAAGCUUUUCUGUAGCGGACUAAAGAAUUCCCACUGUAAACUGGAGAAGCUGAGCCUCAAAGGAUGUGAGCUUUCAGACGCCAGCUCUCUGGUCUCGGCUUUAAAGUCCAACCCAUCCCAUCUGAGACGUCUGGACCUGAGAAAAAAUGACCUGCAGGACUCAGAACUGUCUGACUUUGUGGAUAAUCUGGGUUUUAAACUGCACACUCUGAGGAUCUUUGAUGCUGAUGGUUCACCUCUGAAAUUGUGUAACCAUCAAAAGAUGAGUGUCGACGAGCUGAAAGGACAGGAUUUACAGCCUCCAGGACCCGAUGCUGCCCAGUUCAAAGGACAUUUGGGACACUUCAGUGAUGAACCUGGACCGUCAGACUUUCAGUUUGAUGACCAAGAAAGGGGAUUUCCAUCUGGCACACAUCAGGAAUGUGAAACAAGCACUGACAGUGAGGACAUACUUAAAGGUGGGCUGACCAGCGGUGAUCCUUACGAUCCAGGGCAGGAGAGCCUGCAACAGUUCAAGUGUCCAGAAGGCCUGACUGAACCACGCACUUUGGAGGGUGGUGGAACUGAGCUGUGGUUAAGGUCUACUAAGGUUUUUUACAGCCUGGAGUGUCCUGGUCCAGGUGUGUUCCCAUGUUAUCAGACCGGACUGGUGUUUGUCAUGUCUCAGGAGGCCGUCCUGCUGUACAGCACAGUCCAGUGGGAUGAACGUUCUCUCGAGUCUGCCGGCUUGAGAGCCGCAGGGCCGCUUUUCAGUAUUGAAUGCUCUGAGAAAGCUGCAGUCCGUGAGCUCCGCCUCCCUCAUGUUCAAACACAAGACUCUCCAAACCUCGAUGGCCUUGUUUGUGUUCACAUCGCUGAAGGCGUGCUUGGUGUCAUCAGGCCACUGGAGAUCACAGACAGUCAUGUGAUUGUCAGAGUCCCCCACCUAUCCUUCUUUGGUCUGGCUUGGGUCCAUUGGAAGAACCUUUGGUACAACAGGAGAACAGUCCGGUCUCAGGUUUUACUGUUCCACCGACCACCAAAACCAAAGGCACAGAAGAAAUUCCUCACUGUCUUUCUGCUGCAGAGCAACAUCCCUGUUCCAGAGGUGGUCGCACAGCAGGAGAAUUCUGAGUACAUCCAGGCACCGUCCAACUGUAAACUCAUCCCAGAGCAGAGAUACACUCUUCAGUGUCCGGAAGCCCUCAAAAUCCAACCCAGGGGGGCAGAUUUUGACACAGAAUAUGGACCAAACUACCAUCCAACAUUUGAGGUCUGGCUUCCUGCAAGCAAAAAAGAAGUAAGCCUCGUGGUCCGAGACGAAAAAGAGGACGUGUGGAAGCAUGAUGUCGCAUUGCCCGAUGCUCUUCAGAGUGAGGAUAUCUUCAGUCCAUGUCCGAAGAAGAAGCUGCACUCAGCGAGGGCACAGCUUAUUGAAAGAUUGAGUGAAGACAAUUUAAAGCAGCUGCUGGACAGACUUUUGCACGAAGGAGUUUUAAAUGAUCAAGAGAGCGAUUCAGUCCAAAGUAGAAACAGAAGUGAUGGAGUUCGAGGUUUGGUUGACAUGGUUCAUCGUAAAGGAAAUGUUGCUUGUUCUGUUUUUAUUAGGGAGCUUUGUGAGUUGGACAGACACCUUUCUGAAGACCUGCAGCUGGCCUGAUGUGAUGAGUGAAAUUGUUCAUGGUAACAGUCAUGUCUUCUAUAGCUUGACUUCAGUGCACUUUUCACUGAGAACACAGAUCAGUUCUGCUUAUCUUGGGUGGUAAAAUGCAGGAUUACCGUGUCUUGCUCUGUACUUCUGAAAGGAAAGAACAAAAUGACAAUGCAUUAAUUCAUUAAUUCUCAACUGUGGCUGUAUUCUGCAGUCUGUUCUCUCAAGCCAUGUGCAAGUGUAUUUUAAUGGUAAUGAUUGUAAAAUAUUGUUAUUUUAAGAUGAAAUACUGGGAAUUUAGGUUUAAAGCUAUUUAAAAUCCAAUAGUGUGACAUACAUGAGUUUUGAAGUCGGUCAUUGGCUGCAAGUUAAACUGGUUUACAGGUGUUUCUAUUAUUUUGUCCAUUUCACAAUGUACUGCAGUACAACUCAUCACACACAUUAAAUAAAUUUCAGGGCAAAUAUGCAAUCAGGGCCUGAUGGCAGCUGCCAACCACGUCUCAUCAAACUAAACAAAUGUUCAUGGAUUUGACUACAUUUGAAUCUUUAACGGGUAACGUGUGUCAUGACAUAGUUCACUGUAAUAUUUUUUUAACUGGAAAUAUUUCAGCUGUGCUAAUGUGUUUUGUAUAUAUAUAUAUUUUUUUAAGUCUGUGCUGAUCUAAAGUGGAUCCUGUAGAGACCUUUUAAAUAGAAA
Molecule: messenger RNA, 5214 nt
Organism: Salarias fasciatus (jewelled blenny)
Lineage: Eukaryota; Metazoa; Chordata; Actinopteri; Blenniiformes; Blenniidae
Product: NLR family CARD domain-containing protein 3-like
Exons: 19
Coding region: 150-4526 (1458 amino acids)
Biological process (GO): regulation of apoptotic process
Molecular function (GO): protein binding
Source: RefSeq, a predicted model, not a curated record